AGAACCAAAGGAAGAAGUAAUCAUUUGGGGUUGGUAAUGUGAGGCCUGGCAGCUAUGCCCCUCAUCCCUUCCUGGGUCCUCUGUUUAUCAACACUGGUGAGAGUCUGGCUAGGGGAUGGUGGGCCUGCCUUCCCAUCUCUCAAGGUCCCUCUGGGCAAGGGGACAACUCUGCUCUGGGAGAUACAGAAAACAGGUCUCACUUUCCAUUUGGGACAAUCACUAUUCCAUCCCUCCUCCAGAACGCUUCCAUGAGGGGCAGAGGAGAAUCAGCAUUUGUGGUGAUCACUCCUCUUUAGUGUGUAGUGACCACCUUACCUUCUAGAAACAGGGAAGGCAAAUAAUCCCAAGUCCUGGUUGUCCUAGAACCUUUGGAUCUUCCUUGACCCCAAGCUGCCAAAGGUAGAUUUAAAAACCUGAAUAUCUCCCAAACUGAAAUUGGCUUUCUUUUCCCAGUUGGUCCAGGCACAAUGCCCAGUAUAUUUGAGACCAUCACAAGAGCUGUGGUCCAUGAGUUGGAUGCUGGAGGCGAGACGAUUGCAGCCAGAAGCAUCAUUGAUGCUGACAGGUUUCGUUGCUUCUGUCUGGUGACGGGGAAGAGAAGUUUGUUGGGACGCCGCCAUUACUACAGUACAGGCCUCACCCUAGAGGACAUACUGGAGAGAGAGGAGGAUAAAGAGCAGUUUGAAAAAUUGGAUUCUGGACCCCAAGGUCAAAGGGCUGAGUUCAAAGCUGUGGAUCAGGUAGACUCAACGGUGAUGUCAGAAGUGAAAUUGCCCAAAGACAUUACAAUUGAAGGGAGCUUUCAGGAGUCCCACGAGCAUAACAUUAUGAUUUUGGUGUCCAGGAUACCCCAGAAAUAUCUGAAUUCCCUCCAGAACAGGAAGCUGAAGAGUCAACUACCUCCUUUGUUUCUAUCAAUGCAGAGAAGGGGAGAAGACCUGUAUCUGGUGACAGAAACUCUGGAGACAACAAAGGAGGAAACCCUGAAAAAUAAACGACAGUUUACAUUUUGGAACCAGCUGAACUUUCUCAGCCUCAAAUAUGAACGCAAGCACCACAGGACAGUGACUAUCCCCCGAAAGACGGUCCUGGGCUAUCGAAUAAAGCAGCUCUUCUUCCCCAACAUGGAAAGAAUGAAUAUUUGUUUCUCCGGGAAAACAAAAUCCUUUCCAGAAGAGGAAGGUGAUGGUUCAUCUUGUUUAGGGAAGUCCUUGAGCUUGGUGGGUUUCAGAAACAUGAAGGAGAUGAUGCAGGACACAGUGAGAGACCUCCAGGAUCUGACUGAAAAGGAGCGAGAAGACAUGCUAAGCUGCCUCACUAAGUGCCUCACUGAAGAUAAGCAGCUGCUGCAGGAUCUAGAAGGAAGGGUGUCUGAGGUCCUGACCUCUGGUGAGCUGCAGAUGGAGGGCCCAGGAGGUCAUCUCAUGAGUAGCCUUUUUAAUGCUGCUGGGAUCUUGGUCAAGGAACGUGGACAAGCCAUUCUGGACUUCCUGGAUGCCUUGAAGGAGCUGUCUGAGGAGAAGGAGCUUAUAGCCGAGACCCUAAGGAAGGGGACCCUACCCCUGUUGAAGGACCAGGUGGAGUCUAUCCUGGUGCAGAACUGGGGUGAGGACCUUGAUGUGGAUUGUGACCCUGAGGCACAGAUCUUCUGUGCCCUUUACGUUGCUGUCUCCAUCCUGCUGCAGCUGAGUGAGAAGCCUGCCUCUGUGUCUUCCUGUUAGCUCUUUAACCAUCAUCCCCACAAACCUCUGGGUGCUACCCUCCCCGUCCAUCCUCACCCCGCACCCCAUCCCCCGAGUUGCUAGAAUGAGGUCUUUAAAGCAAGCAGCUGGCUCUUCUUCAAUUCAUCCCAUUCCCCAUAUGAUCAUGUACAAAACCAGCCUGCACUGUAUGCAUAGACUUCUGAUUAAAAGUGGAAGAUUGAGCAUA
This is a messenger RNA of Miniopterus natalensis, 1929 nucleotides long. The record is from RefSeq and is a predicted model, not a curated record. NCBI's taxonomy places the organism in Eukaryota, Metazoa, Chordata, Mammalia, Chiroptera, Miniopteridae.